Molecule: messenger RNA, 1661 nt
Organism: Rhodamnia argentea
Lineage: Eukaryota; Viridiplantae; Streptophyta; Magnoliopsida; Myrtales; Myrtaceae
Product: disease resistance protein At4g27190-like
Exons: 2
Coding region: 9-1562 (517 amino acids)
Molecular function (GO): protein binding
Source: RefSeq, a predicted model, not a curated record
CCGUGAAGAUGCACAAUGUUUGGAGGGACAUUGCUGUUUACAUAUCCUUAGUUGAGAAGGAAAGUGGGUUCUUCCCUCAGUCCAGAAUGUCGAUUGAUGAGUUGCCUGAGAAGCCCGAGAAAUUGCGACAUGUGAGGAGACGGAUAUCGCACAUGAACAGCAAUAUUCAUAAGCUGCCUACUCGGGUCCUGGGUUGCUCCGAGCUCACGGUUUUGUUCCUCCAAGGAAAUCCUCUAAAGAAGAUUCCGGAUGGAUUUAUAAGAGAAAUGAGGGCACUGAGGUACCUAAAUUUGAGCUGCACUUCAAUAUGUUCAUUGCCUCUUUCCCUUUUUCAGCUAAGUGAACUGCACACUCUUCUUUUAAGAGACUGUCGGUAUCUAGAAAAUCUGCCUCCCCUUGGCGCUCUUUGCAAACUCGAAGUGCUAGAUCUCUCUGGCACCCCAUUGGAGCAGCUGCCUACAGAGAUGGACAAGCUUGAUUGUUUAAGAGUGUUACACUUAGCGGGCACCCAUCACUUAGAAUAUAUCGAAGCCGGAACUUUCUCGGUUUUAUCUAAUCUCGAGGAGUUGGACAUGUCUUUCAGUGCUUAUACCUGGGAUACGGAACAAAAUUUAGGAGGAGAAAGAGCGGCGUUAGAUGAGUUGUUUAUGCUGGAGAAACUUUCCAACCUCCAGAUAAGGCUAGACACUGUCCAAUGUAUAGUCCCAUGUCGUGAUUGGCUGGGGAGACUGAAAAGAUUCAGGAUAUGGGUUAGUCCGAGGAUAUGCGAAUCAAGUUAUUAUAGUCCCAUUCAGCAGGAUGAGAAGAGGGCCAUCCUUAGAGGUGUUGACCUCACGCUCCUGGAGGGAGGCCUUGAGGUACUAUUGCACAAUGCGAGUGCCCUGGACCUCAUAAACUGCGGUGGCAUAAGUGACCUAUCUGAAAUAGUUAGCAAGAAGAGUCUGCGUGGUCUGCAGAACUUGAAAUCACUCAGCAUAACGGGUUGUUCUUGGAUCAAGGUGAUCUUGAGGGAGGAGAAGAUCCAGGACAGUGUCUUGCCGAACUUAGAGAACUUCACGUUGAGUCGUUUAGAGAACUUGGUGAAAAUUGUCGAUGGAAUGCUACAGGAAGGGUGCCUUGGCAAAUUAAGAACCAUAGAGGUGGUUGACUGCCCAAAGCUGAAGAAACUAAUCUCAUACGCUCUUCUGUGCCAGCUCCAUAAUCUCAAUGAGAUCAAGAUCGCGGACUGCGAGAGAAUGAAGGUCGUCAUCUCGGGAAAUCUGCCGGGUGGAGUACUUCCAAAACUAAGAGUUCUGGAGAUGAGGGAUCUGACAAGUUUGAGGACGAUAUAUCCUGGAAUGUCAAAUUGGCCAUCUUUAGUGAGGAUCGAGGUAAGCAACUGUCCCAAGCUGGACAGGCUUCCUUUCGCAUUCCGAAAUGGGUUUUCGAUCAGAGAAAUAAGGGGGGAAUUGGAGUGGUGGAACAACAUCAAAUGGCCAAGUGAGGACAUUAAGAUCAGCCUUCAGGAGAGGUUCCAAGUGUUCAUUGCUACUCCACCAACAAGAGGAGAUAGGGAGGCCUGAAGAGUAUGAUGGGCAAUCGUGCAGUUGUUGCCAUUUGAUUCAUUCAGAGAGCUUGGAGACAGUUUUUUAUUACCAGUAAACGUCAGACAUUUCGCUUUG